CUCUGCAUGUUCUGACGAUUGAAAGUGAACACGUUUUACCCCUUUCUUAGCUAAAACGGUUGGCUGGUGGUGAAUAGUCAAGCGGCAUCCUUUUUCAUCCAUAUUAUAAAGUCUUUCAGGGUGAUUAAUUAUAUCAAGAUCAUCAUACAUUUUCCCUAUUUUUGAAAAAUGAUCAUCAAUUAUAAAUUUAUUAAGUUUUUGAGCCCUAGCUGGAUUCAUAAACUGUGCUUUUCUUUUAGAAAUUACAGGAUUUCUCUUCAUAAAAGCCUUUAGCCAGUCUUUACCAGCAAGUUUUGAAGUUGUAUUAAAUUGAUGAGCAAUUUUAUUAUCUUCGCAGAAUCUGAAUACCAAUCGACGAAGGAUCCGUGGAGUCACAGACUUGGCGCCAUGGAUAGUCUCCAUGUAACAUCCCCGCAACCUGCUGCCAGUAGCAAAACCUCCAGCAGGAGCACCUCACCGGCAAGGCACAAAGGCAAUCCGGAAGGAAAUGGCUCUCAGGAGAAACCCUUUCAUCCGCAACACGUGAAAACGUUGAGUCAUGGUUCUGCUGAUAGUGCCAAGUACAUAUUCCAAAGUCUCCAGGAGGGCCAGACGUCCACCUCCCAUCAUUCAAGACCCUCCCGUCACAAGAGUCCCACCCAACUGACUAAAAGUCACGCGGUCGAUCAUCCGGUGAUGUUGUCGGAGUCCAACGCGUUGCUGGACGAUUCCACGACGUUUAUGGCGAACAUGUCGCAGGAUCCGGACGUUUCCGAUCUGUAUCCCGCAUCGUUUAUAUCGAACGGUUCGGGUGAGGUGAAGGACGAAGAGACCGACGGCGGGAUGAUGGAUCCGAAGGUCAGCGCCGUCUUGGAACAGUUGGGCAAUAAAAUCGUGAGGGUGAGGGAUUUGAUCAAGACCGAGCAGAAGUUGAGAGAUGAUAACGUAAACGAGUAUCUAAGAUGCGCGGCCAACGCGGAUAAACAGCAAGUGCAGCGCAUCAAGGCCGUCUUUGAGAAGAAGAAUCAGAAAUGCGCGCAGAUCAUUGCGCAACUUCAGCGGAAACUGGACACGUAUCAGAAGAGGGUGCACGACUUGGAGAAGGGGAUACACAGCCAUCGACCUCGUAGGGAAGUCUUACGCGAUAUGGGGCAAGGAUUAAAAAACGUCGGAGGGAAUAUUCGAGACGGCAUAACCGGUUUUAGCGGCUCAGUGAUGUCGAAGCCGAGGGAGUUCGCGCAUUUGAUCAAAAACAAGUUCGGCAGCGCGGAUAAUAUCAGUCAAUUGUCGACUUGGUACGUAGGGCCGUCCGCCAAUCAGACGACCGGAUCGGAGGGCAGCUGCGCGGACAAACAGGCGGCGCAGCAGCAGAAGCAGAGGGGCGGCGGCGCAGACGACGACGGGAGCGUCGAGACGCGCGACCGUCGAAAAGGGAGCGGCGGGGGCGCGAAACACGGCGGCAGCGCGACGUUGCCGAUGACCGCGUCGCAGAGCAGCAUGCAGGGGCGCACGCCCGGCCAAAGGAAGUUUCCCAGUGACGACGGGUCCGAGUGCGAGAGUAGCGUUACCAGUGACAGUAUUGGCAGGUACGCACGUACCCAAGACCCCAUCAUGAGAGACACAUUCGUCGAACUGGACAAGAAACUGAAAUACUUCCAAGAACAAUUGGACGGGUUCCGGGAGGCCUUAGACACCGUUAAGUCCCUACAAACCGAUAUUCAGAUUAACACGAUGGCCAUACAGGAAGAAAGAAUCCACGCGGAGCGGUUAGAAGAGCAAAUCAACGAUCUGACUGAACUGCACCAAAACGAAGUGGAAAACCUGAAACAAGCGAUGGCAGACAUGGAGGAAAAAGUGCAAUACCAAAGCGAGGAGCGAGUGAGGGAUAUUCACGAGAUGCUCGAGCAUUGUCAAACGAAAAUUCAAAAAAUGGAACAUCAAGCCCUCCAGCAGCAGCAAUACGUCAUGCUAGAAGGUCUGGACAACUCGAACGCGCGCGCCCUCGUUGUCAAACUUAUCAACGUCCUUUUAACGGUGUUGCAAGUGGUUCUUCUACUCGUAGCGACCGGGGCGGGCAUUAUAAUGCCAUUUCUACGUACCAGAGUGAGGAUAAUAACAACGGUGGUGUUCGUCGUAGCGAUAGUUUUCACGUUAAAACAGUGGCCAGAGGUGCGGGACAUUGGCGGUCACGUGGUAAAACGGCUCAAAGACACUUUGGAUCCGGUCCAAUAGCGAACGACCUCAACCCCACAGGUCCGGAAUUAUUUAUUUAUUAGUUUUCACUUUGGGAAAGUGAUCCACACAAAAAAAAAUUCCCCGUUUCGAGGUUUUAGGGUUUUAAAUGCGGUGACUGUGUGUGUUUUUAGUUUUAGUAAGAAAUUUGGCAGCUUUGGGAGGUAUUAUUGAAGAAACGAAAAUCAGUUUUUUUUUUGCGAUAAUUUGUGAUUUAGUGUGUAGAGUUCUUUAGGCCGACGCCACGGCAAUUUUUUAAGGUUUUAAAUAUUCAACAAUAUAGGGAAUUAUGGUUGUUAGUGGAAGUAGUUAAGGAGAUUAUUAACAGAGCGUAUUAUGUUUUGUUUUACGUUAAGUUCUCAAUGCUCAAUUAUUUUUUAAAUCCAGAAUUGGAAAAAAAGACCAAAAUAAUUUAGGUUUUUUUUUAUGUUGGGAGAUUUUGCAUUUGAAUUCGAUGUUUUUGGUAUAGUGUUAAGUUAAUAAGGUAUUUUAAAUUCCCCUUAUAGCAAGAUUUUUAUUCAAGAAGAGUUUAAAUUUAAAAUUCGACGUUUCGGCUUUGAGUGGCGAUCAUCAACUUUAUUUGGGUGGGACCUUUGAGGUCUCUACGAGUAUGUAUUAAUAACGGUAAUACUUUGGGGAUACAGUGGUGGCUAACUAAUUAGAAACAGUCUGAAUAAAUUAAUAAAAAUCAUAAAUCUUUUGUAAAUAAAAUUGUUUAUUCUUAAAUUUCUCGCCCAUUGUCGUAACUAACAUUUACCUUUAAUAUUACCAUAAAUUUAGUGUAUUUGUCAUACUUUUAAAAAAAAGUUAAUUUUUUAUACAAAUCGCUCCGUUUAUAGAAGAACGUCAUAAUCCAAAAAUUAAUAUUGGUCAAAAUAGCGGUUUAAAAAUGGUAUAAUGAUUUUUUACUCAUUUGUAACAAUUUAACCUUGCAGACAAAUUAAAUGCUUUUGUUAUGAUUUUAGACCUCAAAGUAUAGUGGUUAACAAGUGACAUGAGAUUUACACUUGAAUUGAGAAAUUUAUGAUUUAUGAACACUUGUGUCUUUCUUCUCCAAAAAAAAAGCAUUAUAACUUUAUCAUCAUAUAUCAUAUUGUGACUUUGUUUAAGAAAAAUAUUUAAACUUUUUUAAUAUUGUGACCCUGAAAUAAAUUUGAAAUAAAAAACAAUCUUUGUCUUUUUUUGUAUUAAGGAAGUACAAAACUUGUAAUAAGGAUACAAACAGUAAAUAGCAGUUCUUAUAGUAAAAAUCUGCAUAACAUGAUGGAAUGCCUGCAUCAUUUACUAAAUCUUCAAAAAGUCUGACCGCUUAUGUUCACUAAUUUUUAUUUUAGACUUGUAUGCAGGUUUAAGAAUUGCUUUGAUCGUCAUUUCCGAAAAUUCUUCCUGAGAAUACGACGUUUUAUAAAAAACUGUAAGUGGAUAAUUUUUUUCAAUUUUAAGAAUUCUGAUGUCGCUUAAUUUAUUUUGUCGAAAUUUCGAAAAGAAAUUUCCAAUCCUUCCAUUAAAAUCUUUUAAAUCAAAAAAAUCCUUAAAACUUAGCUCCUUUACUUGAAAAGGCUUACCACUUUUUUUUGCAGUUCGAAUUAAAGUUUUAUACUCGUUCGGUAAAUAUAUUGGGCUUGAUUUUAAGUAGCGCUUUACUUGCCGUUCUAUUACGGAAUGUGCACAAUCCCCCUCAUGUUGCGUAUGUCCCGUUACAAGGAAUUUAUGGCAUAUGGAUCUAAUAUUAGGAUAUUUACUUUUUACUUGUUUUUUUGCUGGCCAGCGCAACGUUCUUCCACAAAAUUAGGACCAAACGAGCAGUCUCUCUUGCGAAUUAAGUAAAAACUGUCGUUCUUCCGCAUAACCGAUCAGUUAAUCUGAUGAAGUGUAAAACGACACUUGUGCCAUCUGUCGGUAAUGUUAAAGUGCAAGUUGUUUCACAUAAAUAAUAGGUUAGAUUAUGAAUUGUUUUUAUAAUUUAUCUACAAAAUGCAGUUUUUUGAAAUAUGACGUUCUUCUAUAAACGGAGCGAAAUAUUGAAUUGGACAACUAAUUAGAAACCAAAGAAUUAUCAAUUUUAAAAAACUCUAAACCCUAAAUAAAUCAAUAUUUUGUAGCAAAUCCCUUAUUUUCAAUGACAGGUCUACAUCUCCUGGGCAUUGACUCCACCAGAUGUUGAUAUCUCGCUAGUGGUAUCGAUUUCCACGCCUGCUUUGCUUCUUCCGCCAGAUCUUUAAGGUUUUUAAUAUUUUUAUGUUCUAAAAGUUUUUUCAGGUCUCUCCAAAGAUUCUCAAUGGGAUUGAGAUCCGGACUACAUGAGGGCCAAACAAGUACAUCAACAUGGUUAUCGUCAAAUCAUUUUUUUACAGACUGAGCCGUGUGCUUGAGAUCAUUGUCUUGUUGCAAAACCCAAGACACCGGCAAAGUUUCAUCAGCAAACGGCAACAUGUGGUUCUCCAUAAUAUCUUUAUAUUUUUCUUGGUCAAGAAUACCGUCAAUUUUCACUAAUGGACCAACACCACCCCACGAAAAACAUCCCCAUAAUUUUAUAUUUCCACCUCCAUGUUUGACUGUGCUGGUUGUAUACUUCGGAUUAUUUUCCGCACCCCUUGGUCUUCUCACAAAUAUUCUACCAUCACUACCAAUGCUAUUUAUUUUUGUCUCAUCAGACCAUACCCUUAGCGUAAAAAUUAUUUUACGCAUUGACGGAUAACAAUUUUUUUUUCUACCCAUUUUAAACUGUGGAAGACACAAAGACAAGGCUUGUAGAUACAAAAAACACAAAUUGUUACCAGUACAAAGGUUUGAAAUGAACUAUACGCGCGUUUAUUUUCGUCGUUUCUAAGUAGAUGGCCAACUGUGUUAUCUAUAAAUUUUGUUUAUAUUCUGCAUUCCUUACAAAUUUCUUAGUGGAAUGUCUAUAAAUAAAUUAUAUAUUGCUGUUGUGAUGAACAAUCAAAAUAUUACAACAAGUUGGUUUUAAUUUAUUUUAAAGAACUGAAACAUUGAAUAAAGUAUUUUUUUAAAAUCGUUUCUAAUUAGUUGGCCACCACUGUAUACCCUUCUUUGUCUUAUAAAUGUAAAUCUGUCUUUCUUUAAUACAUUCUUAUAAAAAUAGAAUAAAAAUGCAUUUCCUAGGAGAAAUUUGGUAAAAAAAAUAAUACAAAAUUAAAUUUAAUUACACUGCUCGAAAAUAAACUCAAACAAUAAAAAAAAGUAGUUAAAGUAUACUGUCUGAUAAAAACUUCAGCGAUCUUGGAUUUUUUUUAGCAGUAUAACUGUAUCUCAAUUGCUUUGAAGAAGGAAAACUCCCAGACCGUUAAAAAAAGUUGAACUACUGCUUCACAAUUUUUUUUUUAAUUUCUAUUUUAAGCAGUAUAAUUGAACUUCAAAAAAACACAAUUGCCUUGAAAAAAAAUUAAUUACACUGCUCAAAACAAAUCACAAACAGAAAAAAAUAGAUAAAGUACACUGCUUCACCAAAGGUUCUCUUUUGAACAGAAUAAGUAAUUUUUUUGUAUUCCAAGUAAUCAACCUGUUUUUAGCGGCCACGGAGUUUUUUUUGAGUAGUAUAAAUAACCCUCAAUAAAAAAGAUAAGAGACCCAGAGGGUUAAAAAGAACAAGACAGUGAAAAUAAGUGUAACUACACUGCUUGGCAAAUAAAAAUUAAGGUAAAACUUCUGCUAAAAAAAAAUUAAAACAUUUUCGGGUAAAGAACAAAGAAAGGUAUUUGUUUUACAAAUUAUAUCAACAAUUACAAACAAGUCUUUCAAAUAAUUAUUUAUGUUUUUAAUAAAAGUAAGACUUGGGCAAAUAAUUUUUUGUGUAAUUCAAUUUUAUUUAUUUGCUACAUUACUGAAUUUAUUUUAUUAUCUGUCAAUAUUUCAAUAAUUGAAGACACAAGAUGCACUUGAGGAUUUAUGUAACAAAAACAACUUUUUGCGCAAACUGAAUUUAAUGUUUUUUAAUCAGAACUUUUUAAUUAAUGAACUUAUAAAUGAUAGAAUAAUGACAAUUAAAUUAAUCUUUUUAAUUUAAAUAAAUCACCAAUUACUUUAAAAACACUUUAUUAUAUUAAAACAAAGUGCCGGCUUACAAUUCAAUCUUGAACUGACUCGCUUAUGUGAAAAAUGCAACAUUAGCAAAUUCUGGAGCCUGGGGGUCAUAUCGACGACCACGACUUUAUAUAAGAAACGAGAACACCGCGACUGUCCAGGCGAUAAGGCAAUUUGGAAUGACGUAAGCUAACAUAAAUAUAAAAUUUUUAAAGUUUUAGACCCUAAGGCUACAAUGUGUACUAGUCUUAACAAAUAAUGCAUAUUACAUUAUCAAAGGAAGCUAUGAACUUCUAAAAGUACAUGAAUCAUUCAUUCCCUAGGUAAGUUUAAAAAAAAAAUAUACAAAAUGCAUAAAGGGUACAAGGUAUAACAAAACUUGGACAAAUAAAUUCAAAUCAAAUAUUUUAUUUUUAUCAUUUACAAGAAUAUGCUUAUAAAUGCUAAGAAAUCCUAAUUAAUUCUUCUUUUCUUAAUUUUUCUUGUCUGCUCGACUUCUGCGCUUUCAUUAUUGUCGUCAUUAUCUUCAUUUUCCCAUAAACGAGAUUAGAAAUGUUAUAAGUUUCUUCUAUAAAGCAAAGUUGUUGUUUUAGGUUCUUUAUUUUUUCUUCCGAUAAGGUUUUUUUUUUUGUUUGAUAUUAUUUCCAAUUUAUAUUCAUUUACUGAAUUUGUCCUGGCAUUUUUAAUUAUAUCGACUUUUAGGAAAGGUGCGUUUGGGUCCAAUGAGAUUUUGUAAUAGUAUUCGCCAUAGCUUUCCACGCAUAUCCAUUUAAUAUCAUCUCUAAAAUUUAUUUUGUCUCCACAACAAUUUUUUUUUCUGUUAAACAAGUUCAAUUUAUUUUCUAUCUUAGGAAUAUUUUUAAAAUGAUCGGUCAUGUUAAUAACAGAGUUUUUCUUACUUGCUUCUUUUUUAACAUCUCUGUAUUGGUCUGCAGAGAAUAUUCUCUCAAUUUUUCGUAAUUUUUUUUCAAUAAUUCCAAAAUCUCUAUCCGAAUCCAAGAAAGAGUGUCCCACCUCUGGAAAUUUAUGGUCUAUAACUUUGACAUAUCCUUUUAAAAUUAGAUAUUGAUAUAGGCAUAUUAGGUUACAAUUUUUGUUCUGCCCAGCACAAGAAUCGGACCAGAUCAGAAGGUGUUUUAUGUCCUUGUUUCUAUUUGUUAAAAGUUGAACAAAUGUGUGCAAGCUAUUGCCAACUUCAAGGCUGCCCUUUGUUGCUAUAUCUUCGGUCCAAUUAAAAAAAUAGGCCUUAUCACUGUCCGAUGUUAUUGUGUGGAUUCCAAGGUUAUAGAACCACAUCUGCCUUAAAUAAAAUGAUUUGGAAGUGGUAAGUCGUGGUAAAGGCAUAGUUUGCUGUAAAUCCAUAGUCAAAUAGCAGAGUUCAUUAUUCUCAAGGGCCCUCUUUCUAUCGAAUCUUUGCUGCUCAAAAGCAAAUUUAAAAUUUUCUGUAUGGAUUUCAUUUCCUAAAUUGGCAUCGCAGGUACUGCAUGUAUCACUCCUGGGUUGUCCAAAGGAAAAAUUAAAUUCCGUUGAAAAAAGGUGUGUAGAAAAACUUUUUGAUACCAAAAACCGUUUAUGCAUAUUAGUUUUUUGAACAUAUUCUUGAUACAGCUUAUGCAUUUUUGUUAUAUUUAAUACCGGAGACAGAUACAUCUUAUUGGCAUUUUUGUUUCGUGAAUAGUGAGAUUGUUCUGCAGGAAAAGAGAGAAUGUGUUUUUUUACAGCAUCAACCAUAUCUUCUUCUAUUUUAUUUGGUCUAAAAAGAUGACGACCCCUUUUAUCUGGUGAUGGUGCUGUUGUCCCUGAUUUCAGUUGAUUUUGAAUAAGUUGUACUUUGUUAUAUGAAAUCGGAUAAAGGGAAACAAAGGCAGUUUUACAAACGGUUUUGGUAUGCUUGUUGCAGGUUAUUGUGUACCUAAAUGUGUAUGAUUUUCCUUUUGUUUGAUGUUUUUUCUAUGCCGAUUAACAGGCGCAAUCGAAACAGAUUUAAAAAGGAGCGAGUUUUUCGCAUUUUGAUCUAAUGAGUAAAAUUUUUUAAAUAUUUUUACCCGAUCAUCCUUGUCAAAUUGAUUUUCACAAUUUUUUUUCCGAUUUUGCUUUUUGCAUAAAGAUCCUAAUUCGGGACUUUUGUUUGGCAUUUCUUUUUUACUUUUUAAUGAAAUGUAAGUCUCGCCUCUCUGUCUUGCCGAAGCAGUCCUAUUUUUUUCCAUGUUUCAGGACGACGCUUUUUGAUUUUUUAUUUUUUUCUGGCAAAUCAAAUACCUUCCUCUUGGCUUUGUUUACCCUAGACUCCAAAAUACUGUCUUGUCUUUCUUGAUAGUUGUCUGAGAAGCAUCUUCUGCUGUGACAUGUAAAGUUUUAGGGUUACUUUCAUUUUCAUCCUCAUCUUCAAAACUUUCACUUGAUUCGGUACUGUCGGGAUUAUAGUCGUCCGAAGUAUCUUCUGUAGAAAAUGCUUUAUCUCCGGAGAGAGAAUCUAAAAUUUUUUAGCUAUUUAGAAUUUAUGACUAAAUUGCAUUUUAAAUUAGAUAUUUGCCGUUAAAUAAUAUAUCUUGUACUUCUGGUGGAGAUAUAAUCUGUGUACGUUUCUCAUAUUCCAUGUUCCUGAUACUAGGUGGAGUUUUAUCUUGUGCUGGUAAAACUUCUUCGACCUCUACAAACAUAAAGCUUUUUAAGUUUAUUAUCACUUUAGAUAUGGGUAUCAUAUAAAUUAACACUCAUACCUAGGCUCUGAUGUUUUAGUUUUGUUUUUUUUUUAUUUUCACGUAAUAAAUUAACGUUUUUAUUUUUAAUGGGGUAACUAAAUAUUUUUUUCCUCAUGGACCUACAGUUUGCGGUGGGUUCCGAACUACAAUGGACUCGCUUCUAAUAAGCCGACCGCCCAAGUUAGGUAUUUUUGUGUUAAGGUAAGCAUUUAAAAAAAAACAUACCAUCUGCAAUAAUCAUCUCAUGUUCUUUAUUUUCUUGUUCUUGCAAAUCAAAAUUUGGAAUAUUUUCAGUUUCCCUCGUUUCGCUCCUACUUAAUAAGCCUUGUGUAUUCUUAUCGGAUUGUUCUAAAAUAAUUUAAACAAUAAAUACAUUCCUUUAGGCAUUUUUAAGGCCACCGGUAAGAUUGUAACCUCAAAUUGUGAAUAAAACACAUAUUUUUCCAACAAAGAUAAAUUAUGUGGAUUUAACAUACCUUCAAACUGUUUUUGACCUAAGUUAACUAGACGUCUACUUCUUGCCGACAUGUUCACAACUUAUUUCACUAUAUUCACAACAGCAAUACGCACAGCAGGAAGAAAAAUAUGUGAAAUGGAAAUGAAAAAGGAUAGUAUAAACAAAAACAUCUUAACUUCAGGGAUCUAUGUAAUAUGAAAUGUCAACGCAAAACAUUUUGCAUCAGGCAUAAAAGAUCUAUGUACCACAUUGAUCCUUCAUGCAUUUUUGUAAUAGAAUAUUAUUUGGUACAUAAAUCCUUUAUGCCCUAGUAUAUUUGUUGCUAAAACAUUUUUAGGUCAAAUUAUCCUUUAAUUUAAAUUUUGAGGUUAAAUCAACCCCAUUUAACGUAAAAACUCGAUUUAAAAAAAAAUGUUACAUAGAUCCUAUGCACUUGUGUCUUCAAUUGUCUUAUUAUUAGGAUCUGUUUCCUAUUGGACAAUAAAAUUUGAAUUUAAAAGUUCUUGUUUGCUUUGCAAAAAUUUGUUAAUUGCUUUGUUAAAAUUGCACUGUUUAGGUUUUUGGAAAAAAAAAGUCCUUGAUUGCAAAAGUCUCCGUCUAGAAUUUAAUUUUUUUAUGAGUAGUGUAAGUCGAUUUUUUUCUCCCAGGCAAUCAAGAACUUUUUUAAAAAAAGUAAAAUUUUCCAGAUAAAAAAAAUUACUUCUUAAAAAUUCAUUGCUAAAAGGUUAAAUUACACUACUUGGAAAAAAAAAACAUAUUUUCUUUAAAGUUGAUACACACAAUGAAUAUAUGAGUGAGUUUGUGUUUUUGACUCAAAAAAAAAAUUAGCUUAAUAAAAUAAAAAUGUUAAUCAGUCACACUUAGUUGUAACGUUGUAUUUUCAAUUUAUAUAAACGCAAGAGAAAAAAUUGAGAAGAAUUUGUCAAUGUUUUGGUAUAAUUUCGGGUUAUUUCAAAUAAGUAUCCCCUUUUGGAUAAGAUCCUAAUUUAGGACAUAUUAAAUGUGCUUAAAAUUAAAAAAAUAAAUAAAUUUGGGCAUUUUUUAUGAAGGGUUGGGUCACUUUUACUUAAAAAACUACUUUAGAAAGAGAGAAUUCACGAAUUUAAAAAAAAAAAGAAAAAAAGUUAAAUGCAUCUAGUUCAAGGCAAAAUCCCAAAUAUUUUAAAAUUUCGAUAGUUCAAAACCGUUUUAACAAAAUACUUGUUUUAAAGUAUGCUGAGCCCGCUCCGUUUUCGGGAGCAUCGUCUGUAUUAAAACAAAAUUUAAAAAACCCUACGGAACUACAGAAAUUAUUUAUGAGAAAAAAAAUAAUCAAAGAUAAGGAAUAUUUCAUGUUUAAUUAAUAGAAAUUAUUAUUAUUAAACUAAUAAGUAGGAUAUUUGAGUGUUGUGGCUUAAUUCGUGCAAGAGGAGAUCAAUUUAUCGGCCACCCUGUACAGUUUAUUUAGAUAAUUAAGAUAUUUAUUGUCCGAGAGAUAUUAUUUAAAAACAAAAAAGAAAGAAAUGAACAAAAAAUGCUUCUGACUGAUUUUUUACAGUCGUACAUGUGAUUGUUUUAGCUUGUAGGUGUAACCGGUACACUUUUGGCAAUCGUCCAUUUAUUAAAAUGUUUAGGACAUUUUUGCUUCUUUUUUUUUAGUUUGUUUAGGCAAAUUUACAAAAUUGUAAAAUAAUUAAGUUCCAUUUGUGGUUUAGCGUCCUUGCUUUUUACACAAUAGGGCGAUUUUAAUUUGUUUAGCGACGUUUCACUUUAUUUAGGCCUGAAGAUCUUGUAACAAAAUCGCGAAACGUUGCUAAGCCUCAUUAGCUAUUUUCCUAUUGUAUAAAAUGAUUAUUUAUUAAUUGUACCAUGACACGGACGUUAAAACCCUUAAAAGGAAUAAGCUCAUCUAAAAUAGAAAAAAAAAGUGUUAGUAACUAAAUAUUAGCUUAUUUUUUUAUGUUUACUUAUAAAAUGGGUAUACAGGUUGUUCUCAGUAGUACACUAAUGUAUACUCAUUUUAUAGUCCAUAUGAUAAUUGAGUUUGAAGGAUUUUCUUUAAGAUAAUAUAAUUUAAGCUUCGUUUUUAUGAGCAAGUGAUAAUUUAUUGUAAUCGUAGAGUGGUUAUUUUAUAUCUAUAAACAUUUGUAUUUUUGUCUAUUUAAAUAAAAGUUUUAUUUUUACUGUAAA
This is a messenger RNA of Anthonomus grandis grandis, 11580 nucleotides long. RefSeq names its product transmembrane and coiled-coil domains protein 2 (gene Dmtn). The transcript has 9 exons. Gene Ontology annotation, cellular component: endomembrane system. Bases 313 to 2211 code for a protein of 632 amino acids. Lineage: Eukaryota; Metazoa; Arthropoda; Insecta; Coleoptera; Curculionidae. The record is from RefSeq and is a predicted model, not a curated record.